AUUUUUCCUAAAUGAUGUCGGUGUUUAUGUCUUGCUCAAUUUUUAUUUUUAUUUUUUUUAUAUUUGUCAAGAUAAUUUCCUCCAGAUUUGGUGAUGCAUGCCAUUCUUGUUGGAUUGGGAUUCCUUUCAUUUUAGUUUAUACCUCUUCAACUUUAAAUUGUCAGUUCUCAUCUUAGGCCUUUUCCCCCCUUCCAGAAUGUCCAUUCUGAGCCAUUGUUUUCUAGGGCUGUUGGUGUUCGGUCUUAAUCUCCAUUUUCUUUUUCCCAACCCCUCCUCCACCGAAAAUAAGGAUUAUUAAAAUGAAAAAUUUAUAACUUUUUAGCUAGAACUAAGGUUUCUGAAUGCUCUGCAUAAGCAGAAAGCUGAUCAUGGAUCGUCGGAGUUGGCCCUGGAAGAAGAAAUCAUCUGAUAAGUCAAGUGCUGACAAAGCAGUUGCUGUAUCUGAAUCUAUUAGCAUCCCUACUUCAGCUGGAUCUCAGGGAGACAAGGUGAAACAAGAUAGCUACAAAAAGCCAAAUUAUGUUCAGAUUUCUGUGGAGUCAUAUUCACAUUUAACUGGAUUGGAGGAUCAAGUGAAAUCAUUUGAGGAUCAAGUGAAAUCAUAUGAUGAACAAGUGAAAAGAUAUGAGGAUCAACAAUUGGUAUAUGAGGAUCAGAUAAAGAAUUUAGAAGAUGAAGUCAAGGAAUUGAAUGAGCAACUGUCUGAAGCCCAUUCAGAGAUGACAACAAAGGAGAAUCUGGUGAAACAGCACGCUAAAGUUGCCGAGGAAGCCGUCUCAGGUUGGGAAAAGGCGGAGGCAGAAGCUGCAACCCUGAAAAAUCAUCUAGAAUCAGUCACUCUAUUAAAACUUACUGCAGAAGAUCGAGCCUCACAUUUGGAUGGUGCUCUCAAGGAGUGCAUGCGGCAAAUACGAAGUUUGAAAGAAGAACAUGACAAGAAUUUGAAUGAUGUUGAACUUGCAAAUACAAAGAAGUGGGACAAGAUGAAGCUUGAGUUUGAUGCAAAGAUUGCAAACCUAGAUCAAGAACUCCUGCGGUCUGCUGCUGAAAAUGCUGCUGUUUCGAGGUCUUUGCAGGAGCGCUCUAACAUGCUGAUCAAAAUGAGUGAGGAGAAAUCACAAGCAGAGGCAGAGAUUGAGCUUUUAAAAAGCAACAUCGAAUCAUGUGAGAGGGAAAUAAAUACUCUUAAAUAUGAACUACAUAUAGUUGCCAAGGAGUUAGAAAUUCGUAAUGAAGAAAAAAAUAUGAGUGUACGAUCUGCUGAAGUUGCAAAUAAACAGCACUUGGAAGGCGUAAAGAAAAUAGCUAAGCUGGAAGCAGAGUGCCAAAGAUUGCGUGGUCUUGUCCGAAAGAAGUUGCCUGGACCUGCAGCACUUGCCCAAAUGAAACUGGAAGUAGACAGCCUGGGGCGGGAUUAUGGUGAAACUCGAAUAAAAAGGUCUCCAGUAAAGCCCCCUAGUCCACAUAGUCCACACUUUUCUUCAUUGCCGGAGUUCUCUCUUGACAGCAUACAAAGGUACCAGAAAGAGAAUGAUUUGCUCACAGAGCGAUUAUUGGCAAUGGAAGAAGAAACUAAGAUGCUGAAAGAAGCGUUGGCUAAACGCAAUACUGAACUUCAAGCUUCGAGGAACAUUUGUGCUAAGACUGUUAGCAAACUUCAGAGUCUGGAAUCUCAAUUGCAAUCCAAUUCUCAACUGAAAAGCACUACGAGAUCUGGUCUGCAGACUCCCACUCUUGGUUCCUUAAGCAACCCUCCAAGUGUGGCCUCCUUCUCAGAAGAAGGGAAUGAUGAUGAAAUGAGUGUUGCUGGUUCCUGGGCUACGGCUUUGAUCUCUGAGCUCUCUCAUAACAAAAAAGAUAAGAGCAUUGAGAGUCCUCAAAGAGCUGAUAGUGCAAACCGUCUGGAGCUUAUGGAUGAUUUCUUGGAGAUGGAGAAGUUGGCAUAUUCAUCAAAUGACUCACAUGGAACCAUAUCCAGCCCAGAUACUUCUGGUCAUGCAAGAUGUGGUAUUCCAAAUCAGGACCAGAUAGCAGUUGCCACCGACUCAGAGUUACAGGCUAAAGAAAAGCCCGAGUUGGAGAAACCAAAUGGGGAUUCUUUGACACUGGUUCCACAACCUGAUGGAGAUUUAAUGAAUCUUAAAUCUAAAAUAUCUGUUUUACUAAUGUCAUUACCUAAAGAUACAGAUCCAGUAAAACUUUAUGAAGAGAUCAGCCUAGUUGUACAGGCUGUACGUGGUCCUUCACAUGAAGGCUUGGCAGUUGGUGUUAAGGAUGCAACUGGCUGCUCUGAUGCUACAUCUGAUCACCAGGCGAGUUCCAAAAAUCUUGAAUUGAUUGAGGGAAAUGAAACUCUUCAUGCCAAGGACCAAGAGUUGGCUGCUGCUAUUUCCCGGAUUUACGACUUCGUGUUAAUUCUUGGUAAGGAGGCAAAGUCUGUGCUGGGAACUUCUACUGAAGAGAAUGGAUUAAUCCAGAAGCUUGAGGAGUUCUAUGUCGCCUUCAAAGAGAUUGUAGGCAGCAAAAUAGAUCUAAACGAUUUUGUCCUUUGCCUUUCUGGUAUUCUUGGGAAAGCUGGUGAACUUCGCUUCAGUUUUGUGGGAUAUGAAAUUAAUGAUGCGGAAACCAGUAGUCCUGAUUGCAUAGACAAAGUUGCUUUGCCUGAGAAUAAGUUGGAUCAGUGCCCUGCGAGUGAGGGAUAUUCAAAUGGCUGUACCCAAUUUUCAGAUUCCACUUCUGAUCCUGACAUACCCCAUGAUGGAAACUCUGUCCCAACCUCUGAGUUGAACGUGUCAUCGUGGAAAUGCAUGCAGGAGGAGUUUGAACAGAUGAAAUUAGAAAAAGAGAACAUGGUUAUGGAUCUAGCUAGAUGUACUGAAAAUCUUGAAACCACCAAGUCCCAGUUACGUGAAACUGAAAUUCAUCUAUCAGAAGUUAAAUCUCAGUUGACAGCUGCUCAAAAGUCCAAUGGUUUAUCCGAGACACAACUCAAGUGUAUGGCAGAGUCUUACAACUCACUUGAAGUUCGUGCUGAUGAUUUGCAAUCUCGGGUUAACCUUCUGGAAUCCAAGAUAUCAAUGUUGGAUAAUGAGCUUGAGGAAGAGAGGAAAAAUCACAGGGACACCGAGGCGAGGUGCAAGGAUCUUCAAGAGCAACUGCAAAGGGUUGAAACCUCUCCUGCUGCUGAUCUGGAUGGCAAAAGUAACCAGGAGAGAGAGUUGGCAGCUGCUGCAGAGAAGCUAGCAGAGUGUCAAGAAACAAUAUUUCUUCUGGGAAAGCAGUUAAAAGGCAUGCGUCCUCAAACUGAGUUCAUGGGGUCUCCAUUGAACGAGCGGAGUCCAAAGGGUCAAACCUUUGCUGCUGAAGAAGAAGUAGAAGAAGAAGAAUUAACAACUAGUAAUGGCAUGAGCUUGCAUCAGCAAGUUGGUGAAGUGGGAAACGAGUCUCCUGUUCAUUUAGACAACCACCAAAUAAGUCCUUGGGAUUCUGAAGCAAACGAUCUAUUGAGAUCACCAAUGGGCAGUUCAAAAACCACCUCAAAACAUCGUCCCACAAAAUCAGGAUCGUCGUCUUCAUCAUCUAACCCAACACCUGAAAAGAACACUCGUGGGUUCAGCCGAUUCUUUUCUACGAAAGCAAAGUGAAGGUGAUGAUGAAAAAUCGUGUAGAUAACCGUGAAUUGCUUGGAGGUAAAUUUUUGUAUUACAUGCUUGUAUUUGAUGUUGAUCUGCCCUUGCUUCCAUAUAAAAAUGGUUAAUUUAGUGUAUGAAUUUGAUUAUUUUUAAUUUUUUUUGGUUUGUUUCACUGAACAUGAGAUGAUAAGUUUUUGAUGGAAUAUGUUUUUACUUGAA
This is a messenger RNA of Cynara cardunculus var. scolymus (artichoke), 3851 nucleotides long. Its product is annotated as filament-like plant protein 4. The record is from RefSeq and is a predicted model, not a curated record. The transcript is spliced from 6 exons. Lineage: Eukaryota; Viridiplantae; Streptophyta; Magnoliopsida; Asterales; Asteraceae. Bases 342 to 3644 code for a protein of 1100 amino acids.